AUGGCGGCGCGGCCGUGGCCGCUGCUGCUGCUGCUGCUGCUGGCGGCGCCGGGCCGGGGCCCGGGCGGCUCCUCCGGGCGGCUCCGCGCGGGGCUCGGGCCCGGCCCGGCCGCCGCGUACUUCCCCGAGGAGCGCUGGAACCCGGAGUCGCCGCUGCGGCCGCCGCGCGUGGCCGUGGCGCUGCUGGCGCGGAACGCGGCCCACGCGCUGCCGCUGGUGCUGGGCGGGCUCGAGAGGCUGCGGCACCCCAAGGACAGGAUGGCGCUGUGGGUGGCCGCUGACCACAGCGUGGACAACACCUCGGCGCUGCUGGCCGAGUGGCUGGGCCGCGUGCGGGGCCGCUACCACCGCGUGCUCUGGAGGCACCAGGAGGAGCCCACGUCGUUCCCAGACGAGGAGGGGCCCAAGCACUGGAGCCCCGCCCGCUACGAGCACGUGAUGAGGCUGCGCCAGGAGGCCCUGGAGGCCGCCCGGGCCAUGUGGGCCGAUUACCUGCUGUUCCUGGACGCGGACAACGUCCUGGUGAACCCGGACACGCUGGCCGUGCUGGUGGCCGAGAACAGAACCGUGGUGGCCCCGAUGCUCGACUCGCGCGCGGCCUACUCCAACUUCUGGUGCGGCAUCACCCCCCAGGGCUAUUACCGCCGCACCCCCGCCUACCUGCCGAUCCGGCGCCGGGAGCGCCGGGGCUGCUUCGCGGUGCCGAUGGUUCACUCCACGUUCCUGCUGGACCUGCGCCGGGAGCGCUCGCGGAGCCUGGCCUUCCACCCGCCGCCGCCCGGCUACAGCGGCGCCUUCGACGACAUCAUCGUCUUCGCCGCCGCCUGCCGGCACGCCGGCGUGCAGAUGUUCGUCACCAACCGGGAGCAGUUCGGGUUCCUGCCGGUGCCGCUGCGCUCCCAGAGCUCCGUGCGGGACGAGGCCGAGAACUUCCUGCACGUCCAGCUGGAGAUCAUGGUGAAGCUCCCUCCGGCCGAGCCUCCCCACGUGUGGGUCCCUCCCAAGGUCCUGGACAAGCUGGGAUUCGAUGAGGUGUUCCUGAUCAACCUGCGGCGCCGCUCGGACCGUACCGGGCUGCGCGGCAUGCUCCGCACGCUGCACGAACUGGGAAUCUCCCCCAAACUGGUGGAGGCCGUGGACGGCCGGGCCCUGAACAGCAGCCAGGUGGAGGCGCUGGGGGUGCGGAUGCUGCCGGGAUAUCGGGAUCCCUUCCACGGGAGACCCCUGACCCGCGGCGAGGUGGGAUGCUUCCUCAGCCACUUCCGGGUCUGGCAGGAGAUUUCGGCGCGGGGCCUGCAGCGCUCGCUGGUGUUCGAGGACGAUCUGCGCUUCGAGGUUUUCUUCCGCAGCCGCCUGCAGGAGCUGAUGGAGCAGCUGGAGGAGGCGGCCAUCGACUGGGACCUCAUCUACCUGGGCCGGAAGCGGCUGGAGCCGGAGCGCUCGGAGCGCGGCGUGCCCGGCGUGCGGCAGCUGCUGCGGCCGGGCUACUCCUACUGGAGCCUGGGCUACGCGCUGUCCCUGCGCGGCGCCCGCAAGCUCCUGGCGGCCGAGCCCCUGGGCAAGAUGAUCCCGGUGGACGAGGACGAGUUCCUGCCCCUCAUGUUCGACCGGCACCCCAGCCCCGAGUACUCCCGGCAUUUUUCCCGGCGGGAUCUCGUGGCGUUCUCGGCGGAGCCGCUGCUGCUCUUCCCCACGCACUACACGGGCGAGCCCGGCUACGUCAGCGACACCGAGAGCCCCCCGGAGCCCCCCGAAAUCUGGGAGCCGUUCCCACGGGAAUCCCGGAAUUCCCAGCCCCAGAGCGACACCGAGAGCCCCCCGGAGCCCCCCCGAAAUCUGGGAACAGUUCCCCACGGGAAUCCCGGAAUUCCCAGCCCCGGCACGAGGAGCUCUGACCCCCAAAAUCCCCCAAAAUCUGGGAACAUUUCCCACGGGAAUCCCAGAAUUCCCAGCCCCAGAGCCCCCCGGAAUUUAGGAAGAAUUCCCACGGGAAUCCCGGAAUUCCCAGCCCCAGAGCCCCCCGGAAUUUAGGAAGAAUUCCCAUGGGAAUCCCCGGAAUUCCCAGCCCCAGUGAAAGGAGCUCUGACCCCAAAAUCCCCAAAAUUGGGAUGGGGAAAAAUUCCUGUGGGAAUCCCAAAAUUCCCAGUCCCAGCACGAGGAGCUCUGACCCCAAAAUCCCCAAAAUUUUGGGGGUUUUUAUUCCCAAAUAAAGUUUUUAUUUUUAUUUUUAAUCCUGGUUUGGGGUCGGUUUUUCCCCAUUUUAUUCCCAAAUAAAGUUUUUAUUUUUAUUUUUAA
Messenger RNA from Vidua macroura (Pin-tailed whydah), 2295 nucleotides. Its product is annotated as procollagen galactosyltransferase 1-like. Gene Ontology annotation, molecular function: procollagen galactosyltransferase activity. NCBI's taxonomy places the organism in Eukaryota, Metazoa, Chordata, Aves, Passeriformes, Viduidae. The record is from RefSeq and is a predicted model, not a curated record.